Molecule: messenger RNA, 303 nt
Organism: Cavenderia fasciculata
Lineage: Eukaryota; Evosea; Eumycetozoa; Acytosteliales; Cavenderiaceae
Exons: 2
Coding region: 1-303 (100 amino acids)
Source: RefSeq, a predicted model, not a curated record
AUGGUAUAUCGUGAUACUUUUGAAGAUUUUAAUAAUAGACCCAUACCAGUAAUAGUAGCAGCAAUCCCAACGGUAACUAAAAGAUUAUCUUUGUUACUAAUAGUAACUUUUUACAAUAAUAGUAGUAGUAGUAGUAGUAGUAGUAGUCGUAGAAGUAGAAGUAGUAAAAGAAAGAAUGAGAAGAAGGGAGGUAACUGGACAAAAUAUGACGAGGUCAGCACCAUAAAUUUCAUCCAUAAAAAUUGGAGGUUUGAAUAUAACGAAGCACUACUAGAAAUAGGCGAUGGGAGAACUGUCGAUUGA